AUGGAUCCGAUUAAUUUUCCUAAGGAGUUCAUGGAUCGGGAGAUAAAAGAAGACGUUUUAAUCGUAUGGUCCAUACUAAUAGGAUUGCGAGAUAUUUGGACUUGUGAACCGUCGAUACAAGAUGCGGAUUAUAGUGAAAAUUCGUAUGUGAUACAUGUUAUAUCAAAAAUCUUGCAGCCUAUUUUUGCUCAUAAUUCACCACCGACAAUGCGAUCAUGGAACGAACGGGAGAGUGAAGCAUCGAGGCAGAGGAAGAUAAUAAUGGGAGCGAAGUCAUCUGCCAAUAAGCCUGAUUUGUCGCCAUCAAGGAAGCAUCGUGAAGAUUGGAAGAAAUUGGUACGAACUUGUAAGGACGGUCAUUGUCUUAUUCGCGAUGUUUGUUUCGAGGGAAAAAAGAUAGAUAACGAACAAAAGUUGGAAGUAAAUACACUAAUCAAUCUGUUGAAUGGUAUUCCGAUUAUUGGUCUUUUAGUUAAAGGAGAUCAUUUACAUGUCUCAAUUACGGAUAGUUUUAAUGGCGAGUUUUAUAAAUCUUACGAAAUUUUGGAUAUUAACAUUUCAUUGGGACCAACUGAUAGGCGAGGCGUAGAAGAUUUACUGAAAAAAGCAAUUCAAUUGAAAAAUUGUAUGAAAGGUAUUGUAAGUGAAGUAGUACAUUUAUUAGAUGAAUGUAUAAAUUUACCCGAUAUGUCUCCAAUCGAUUAUGAUGAAGAUACAUCAACAGUAUUAGAUACAUUAUCACAACCAUUCACACCUUUUACCCCACUAAAAAAAUAA
Messenger RNA from Paraglomus occultum, 777 nucleotides. Lineage: Eukaryota; Fungi; Glomeromycota; Glomeromycetes; Paraglomerales; Paraglomeraceae. The record is from the annotation of a GenBank genome assembly.